GUUUUCUCAGUUCAGACUGUCGGUCGCUGCAUGGCAACAGGCGCGAGGGAUUCCCCCCGCACGUCGCCUCUCUGUCUUCCCGUUCAAAAUUGCUUUAGCGUUAAAAAUCAAACUGUCUGGCUGCUUCUACCCGGCGCGUCCAUCAGCGGCGACAUGUCCUGGAAUAUAGUAUAACGCCCGACGCGGAGCAGAAACUUUAAACCCGGGCAUAUUCAAGCAAAACCCAGUGCAGUCACACCGAAGAGCAGCCGAAAGGACUCCACAUACAGAUUCUCAUUGAUGAGGCAACCUCCAAAUGACGUCGAGAUGGCUUUAGGUGGGACGCUUCUUCCAUCCAUAUCCACGUUUGCCAGCGGCCCCACGGUCAAGAGUAAAUCCAUAGGAAGUUCCAAUUUAAGAUGGAAGGAGGAGCUGUCCCAUCUUAAGAGAUCCAGUGUGCCAACCGGAAGCAGCUGCUCUGACCCAGACCAUCCCACUGCCACCAGCACAACAAGCCCCAGCAUGUCCAAAAAAGAGACAGAGCUUGACCUGGACUUGGACUACGACUUCAUUCUGUCUAACUCCAUUCUGCAGCAGCAGCAACAGCAGCAGCAACAGCAGGAGGAGGCCAUGGCAUGCAGCUCUGCCCAGGCCCUGUCUCCUUCCCCUGGCUCUUUCUCCUCAUCUUAUCCUCUCCCCUCCCCUCAGGGCACUACCAGUGAGCUGCUCUAUACCAUCCCAGAUAUCAGUGAUGUCUCACCCUCUGGAGGCUUUGUGGCAGAGCUCAUGAGACCUGAGUUGGACCCGGCAUACCUCCACCCCACCAGCCUCCACGGCAAGUUCGUGGUCAAGACAACAAUGGACAUGGGAGAAUACAGCCAAGGCGUGAGCGUAAGCAAGGCCUGCGUUAAUGCUGUGUCAGACCCAACUCCUUCACGUGCCUCACCGUCAUUUACAUGCCACAGGAUAAAGCAGGAGAACCCCAGUAACUGCACCAUCUCACAGCCCAUAGACCUACACCUGGCUGGGGUAAACUCCCAGGGCCGAGGGAGCCAGCAGCAGCGCCCCAGCAAUUUAGACCUACAUGGCUUCCCAGGCGGAGGGAGAUCCAUGACAGGCAGCAGGUUAUCCUCAUCCUCCUCCCUCUCCCCAGACCAUCCUCUGAGCCGGGAGCACCAGAUUCUGGGGCAUCCCCACUCUCAGAUCACUCUACCUCCCCAGGGAUACCACCAUAGCUCCCCGCAGGGCUACACCUCCUACCCUCAGCCAUCCUCCAUGCAGUACCAAGAGGCCCUCAUGAUCUCCAGUGGGGACUGUUUGCCGGAGGAACCAAAGCCUAAACGUGGCAGGCGCUCCUGGCCAAGGAAGAGAGUUGCCACACACACGUGUGACUAUGUUGGCUGUGGGAAAACUUACACAAAGAGCUCCCACCUCAAAGCACAUCACCGCACACACACAGGGGAGAAGCCUUACCACUGCGACUGGGAGGGCUGUGGUUGGAAAUUUGCACGUUCGGACGAGCUCACACGCCACUACAGGAAACACACAGGCCACCGGCCAUUUCAGUGUCAGAAAUGUGACCGGGCCUUCUCAAGGUCAGACCACCUUGCUCUCCAUAUGAAGCGACACUUAUGAGACUUGCCGAUGGAAUGAAGGCUCCAGGAAAAAAAAGAAAAAUGUUAGCAGAACCCUGAACAAACUUGUGACCUACACUUUUUAAAACCAUAAUUUGCCUUCAGGCCGUUGUCAAGCAACAAGACAAGCUGUGGUGUUCACGGCAAAAAGAGCAUUACUCUCUCAAGACCUAUCCUGUCUUCGCACAUUGUGCAGGUGACUCAACGAGACCUCUCAGUCAGGGUUGUAAACUUUUAUGAAAGGGACCAAACUGGAAUUUGUCUCAUUUAACCGACAAAACUUGGAGGACCAGGUGCCAACACCUUUUAACUGGAAAUGUAUUUUUGUCAGGGAAACCAGGAGCAACAGACAAACAUCUCCAGAGGCCUUCUACCAGCAACAUGCCAAUAUAGGCUCUGUUAACUACACACUGUUCAAAAUACUGUAUUAAUAAAUACAUCUAUAUUUAUAUACACAUUUCACCUGCAAUGCCAUUAAUUUCAGGUACAAUGUUAAUUUAUAUAGGAUGGUGCUCAGUGACUCUGAAGAAGGUUUUUUUUUAAAGAAAAGGUACCAAAGAUUAAGGAAAAUAUACAAAAGGGUGAAAACUAUGAAAAAGUGCCAUAUGGUUGUUUCUUAGAAACCUCUCUUCCACAAUCUGACUUAAAUCAGGUGAACACUUCACUUAUAAAUGGUGAUGGCAAUCUUCAAUGCACUGCAGUCGCAAAGUGCAAUAAUUUAUAUGAGACAUUCAUAUUUUUGUAUUGAAUGAGUGAACUCUGAACAAAGAUGUUUUUGUUUAUAGCCAAAAUAUGUAAUAUAAUCUUGAAUUUUGUACAUUUGUGAAUAAAAAUGCUUUGUUAUUGUUUUGUAUUUUACAGUAUAAUAAAAUAAAAUGUAUUUGAAAUAAGAAAACCAUAAUGACCUUUAUACUCAUCUACCAUAUCUACAUCAUUAUCAUUAUCUUGUUGAAAAACAACAAAAACAUGUUGACACCAUAAAGUAAACAUAAUGCAUAUUAAGCAGUGUCUUUGAGCAUCAGCAGUUACAGUAACUGUAGAUUUCCCUGAUAAUGUAAUGGAGAAGCACAUUUAAAAGGGAGCAAUAGCUCACAGUCAGCUCACACACAAUAUGCCCCCUGAUAAUAGUGAGAUCGCCGCAGGCAAACUAACACAAUGUUGCGGUUUAAAAGAUUUUCAAAAAAAUACUCCUACAAUGUCCUGUUUCCAUGGGGUUCUCUUUCCACCUGUCAGUGGGAAGAAUGAGGAGGACAAUUCAAGGGUGACACCAAAUCUGACUGCCGCUCUGUGUCGUGACUGAGCUCUCAGGUGCACUGUAUGAAUAAAACCCAUAAAGAUGCUACAGUGAGAUACUGUUUCUGCUAUAUCAUGCAUCAUUGUAUGUGUUGUGUGUAUAUAAUGUAUCCAGCUACAUGCAUUAUUUCACAAAAAAGUAACAUGACAAUUACAUUCAUGAAAUCCUGCUAUAUGCUUAAUGUCCACUCAACAACUGGUAGUUCUUUACAGUAAAUAUAGCAAAGUUGUUCUAAAACAUAGAGGUCAUAAUUGCAGUUUAGUGAAUCGCUUUGUAAAAAUAAGACAGCACUUCUUUUUGAUAAGUAAUACAACUUUAAAAUUGAUUUAAACUGUGAGCACAUGAACUCUAAAUGAUCAGUUAUGUAUUAAUUUCAAAAUGUUCAUAUAAUUCUACUGUCUUACAUUCACAAAUAGUAUAAGCAAGCGACAAAAACAAAGACUUACAUUCUAUUAAUAGUUACUAAUGGUUUCAACAACGUAAGAGCCUAUAUGUUGCCUGUUUGCCGUCAAACAUUUGUAUUCAUAAAAUGGCCUAAAAUAUGUAUUUCAACUGUUUAAAGUCUCCCAGUAAAAGAUGUAAAACAAUUGUA
This is a messenger RNA of Siniperca chuatsi (mandarin fish), 3499 nucleotides long. It is a transcript of the gene klf4, whose product is annotated as Kruppel-like factor 4. NCBI's taxonomy places the organism in Eukaryota, Metazoa, Chordata, Actinopteri, Centrarchiformes, Sinipercidae. The record is from RefSeq and is a predicted model, not a curated record. Gene Ontology annotation, biological process: regulation of transcription by RNA polymerase II. The transcript is spliced from 5 exons. The coding region runs from base 280 to 1614 and encodes 444 amino acids. Gene Ontology annotation, molecular function: DNA-binding transcription factor activity, RNA polymerase II-specific; RNA polymerase II cis-regulatory region sequence-specific DNA binding.